Messenger RNA from Caenorhabditis angaria, 4350 nucleotides. The record is from the annotation of a GenBank genome assembly. Lineage: Eukaryota; Metazoa; Nematoda; Chromadorea; Rhabditida; Rhabditidae.
AUGGUGGAAAAUAAUGUUUUAAUAAUUACGGGAGCCGCUGUCGUUGUUUCAAGUGUUGCUAUUCUCUAUUUUUUGAAUCGAGGAACUGGGAAGAAGGUGAAUAUUUUAGGGAAGUUUGGGAGAUGAUUAAAAACAAAUUUUGAAGCUAAUCCAAUAUUGUUACAAUUCACGAAACUUAUGAAAACACAAACUCGAUUCGAACAACUGAAAACUGGCUUGAAAAGAGUAAUUUUUCGAAGACCAAGUGCAAAAAAUCAAUUCAACUAACCUAUAUCAAAAAACCCUCUAAACAUAGGCUUCUCAUAAUUUCGAUAAGGUAGAUUGAGAAAAUUUGAUAUCUAUGAGAUUACCAGUUUUUCCACCGUUCUGAGAAUAAUUAUCGAUUUUUCGCAGCAUCAAAAACGCACAUUGCUCGACGAAAAUGUGAAAUAUUCGCUGAAAUUGGCUGAGAAAAUCGAAGUUAGUCACGAUACUCGAAAAUUCCGAUUUGCUCUCCCGUCAGCUGAACACGUUUUGGGUUUGCCAAUUGGACAACACGUUUAUUUGAGCGCCAAGGUGAGCGUGGAUUUUUGGGUGGGAAAUUUUGGAGAAAUUACAAGGAGAGCUCACAAAAUAACCUAUUUUCUCGCCAGAAUCCCAAAAACAUGCUAAUUUUCCCCAGGUCGAUGGCAAAUUGGUUGUCCGUCCUUACACACCAACAUCUUCAGAUGAAGAUCAUGGAUUUGUUGAAUUGAUGAUCAAAGUCUACUUCAAAAACGUCAAUCCAAAAUUCCCAGAUGGCGGAAAAAUGACACAAUAUUUGGAAUCGCUUCAAAUUGGCGAUGAGGUAUGAUUUAUUGGUUCAAUUUUGAAUUUUCCCACGAAACCCCCGAUUUUCAGAUUGAUUUCCGUGGUCCAUCUGGUUUAAUUGUCUACAAGGGUCAUGGUCAUUUCGCUGUGAAAGCUGACAAAAAAGCUGAAGCCAAAUCGAGACAUUUCAAUGAGGUUUCGAUGAUUGCUGGUGGAACUGGUGUUACACCAAUGUUGCAGGUUGAUUUUUUCACAGAAAUUUGAAAAAAAAAUUCGCUGACCUGAAAAAUCAAUUUUUUCUCAGCUUUCUUCUCCAAAUUCAAAUACCAUUCUGAAAUCUGAAACUGUAUAUUUUUCUCAAUCAAACUUCCAAAUUUUGCUCACCGAUUUCUAGAAAUUUCCAACUAUGCUCCAAUCUCAACAAUUUACCAAUUUUCUACUUUUUAAAAAUGAAGAAGUUUUCCGAAAUUGAUCGGAAAAUGUUAAAUUGGGUCACGUUUUAUUUUACGAACAAAAAUUGGUUUUUCUUUCAAAUUUUCACCUUUUUGAUCACGCCUUGGAAAUUUUCUGCCAAAAUCAGUUUUUAUCCAAAUUUUCAAUCCAAGUUCAGCUUAGGCCAAAGCCUAAACAAAGCCUGAUUGUAUCCCGAAAAAAAGCCUAAAGCUUAAAAAAUAGAUUUUUCAAUCAGAGUUUUUUUUUCCAAAAGCCAAAUCCAGUCCUAAUUAAUCCUAUUUUUUCCCAGAUAAUCGCCGCAAUUCUCCGCGAUCCAACCGACACAACAAAACUCCGUCUUCUCUUCGCCAAUCAAACCGAAGAAGACAUUUUGUGUCGCCAAGAAUUAGAUGAACUCGAAAAACAACACCCAGAUAGAUUCCGUGUUUGGUAUACUGUAGAUCGACCACCACAAAAUUGGAAAUAUUCCAGCGGAUUUAUCAAUGAUGAAAUGAUCAAGGUAAGCAAAUUUUAAGAAAACUUGAAAUCCCGAAAAAUUUGCACUUUUUUGAAAAAAGUUCUUAUUUUUUUUGUUUGGCAGGAAGUUUUGGUGACGGAGAAAUUCGGUUGAAUGAUUUUUGGGCAGUUUUGAUGAAUUUUUCGGAGGAAAUAGAGAGAAAAAUAAGAAAAGUCGAAAGAUGAAAAAACAUUGACAGAGGAAGUCAUACAUCGCAAUCUUCCCCUCUGAACCUCAAAGUGAUACACCCUAUUUCAAAAAAAAAUUCGCGAGUGAUACACCCUAAUUUUUGUCUGGAAGGCGCAAGUCUUCCAUUAAAAAAAAUUUUUUUUUUGUUCUCAAAAAAAAUUUAAAAAUUUUGCAACACCAUUGCACUUGGCAGGAAUCGAUCCAGCGACUUUCAGCGUUAUAAGCUCGAGCCCUAACCACUGCGCCAAGCUUCCACUUUUCUUCCCAUUCUUCUUUUUUAAAGAUAUGAUUGGUGAGAUGAGAGAUAGAAAAGAGAAGAGAUCAUCAGCUUGAAAAAAAUUUGCAUAUUUUCUGUGUGACAAUUGUCAAAAUAAUACUUGAACGAGUAGAAGUUGAAACAUGAAACUUGGCACACAUAAAAUUAAGCGUAUUCUGAAGGAUAUUGAACAAUAAAAUCGGAGGGGCAGACCCUAGAACUCAAGGUGCACACCCUGUCCACUGAAGAGGCCUUUUUUGACUAGUUUAGGGGACCGGGUAUGCACCUCACUUCUGAGUCAUUAUUUCGUGUAGAACUUUUUAGAACUUUAUAUUAGAGGAAAUUUGCUAACUUUCUAUUCAAAAAUAUUCUAGAAAACCUUACUAAAAUGUCAUUUCCUUGAGGGGUGAAAAUGUGCAUUUUUUACAAAAAAAAUUUUUUUUAUUGAAAUUGAAGGAAAUUCAAGAUUUGAUUUUCGUUUGUUCUUUAAAUCAAACUACUGACUUAAUUUGAGCCACUGAACAACGUGGUGGCCAUCAAUUUUUGAUUUCCUCGAUGGUCUCGAGUCGAAGAUCGAGAGAAACAUCCGAAUUCCAUCAAUGUCAAAAUCAUACAAAAUACAUCGCGUUUCGAUUCAAUAAUGAUGUUUAGGAUAAGGCAUGCUCAAAAUGAAGUGUUUUAUCGGAAAUCCAAUAAUAAUAUGCCAUGAAAAUCGAUUUUUUGGGUCAUAACAAUUUUUCUAGAUGGUCUCACUGGAACUAUCGGAAUAGAUCUCACAAUAAAUGAAAUUGUAGUAUCAGAGUUGGAAUUAAUAAGCUAAAUAUAUAUAUAUAUAUAUAUAUUAAGGCAUAGGCUGAGUAAACUACUAUUUGUGGCAAAAUUGAAGUUUUCAAGUUAGUUUUGAAAAAACUGAAAAUUUUCAGAAUCAGCUUUAAUGAUCUGAAAGGCCACCACUAAAAAAGUUUCAGAAAAUAUCUCAGAAUUGUAUGCACUAGAGACCCAAAUAGCUCAAAAAAAAUUUGUGCCUGAUUUGAAAAAGGUUAAGUGAUUAUCAGCAAAAAUCAAAAGUAUCCAUCUUUUUGGCAAUUGCUGUAACUCGUUUUGGAAAAGUUUCUGGUAGUAUUUGAGGCCACCACGUUGUUCAGUGGCUUAAAUUAAGUCAGUAGUUUGAUUUAAAGAACAAACGAAAAUCAAAUCUUGAAUUUCCUUCAAUUUCAAAAAAAAUUUUUUUUGUAAAAAAUGCACAUUUUCACCCCUCAAGGAAAUACCAUUUUAGUAAGGUUUUCUAGAAUAUUUUUGAAUAGAAAGUUAGCAAAUUUCCUCUAAUAUAAAGUUCUAAAAAGUUCUACACGAAAUAAUGACUCAGAAGUGAGGUGCAUACCCGGUCCCCUAAACUAGUCAAAAAAGGCCUCUUCAGUGGACAGGGUGUGCACCUUGAGUUCUAGGGUCUGCCCCUCCGAUUUUAUUGUUCAAUAUCCUUCAGAAUACGCUUAAUUUUAUGUGUGCCAAGUUUCAUGUUUCAACUUUUACUCGUUCAAGUAUUAUUUUGACAAUUGUCACACAGAAAAUAUGCAAAUUUUUUCAAGCUGAUGAUCUCUUCUCUUUUCUAUCUCUCAUCUCACCAAUCAUAUCUUUAAAAAAGAAGAAUGGGAAGAAAAGUGGAAGCUUGGCGCAGUGGUUAGGGCUCGAGCUUAUAACGCUGAAAGUCGCUGGAUCGAUUCCUGCCAAGUGCAAUGGUGUUGCAAAAUUUUUAAAUUUUUUUUUGAGAACAAAAAAAUUUUUUUUUAAUGGAUGGCUUGCGCCUUCCAUACAAAAAUUGAACCUUAGUGAUACACCCCCUCAAUUUAAAAAAAUUGCAAAGUGAUAGACCCUAAUGGCCCCUGCAGGGGGAGCGAUGCGAUCUAUGGAGGAAGUUCCACAAAAUUUCACCAACAAAGUUCCUAUUCAAAAAUUUAUCGAAAAAAGACAAAACUCUUUCCAGAAUAUCUAUAAACUGAAAAAUUCGAAAUUUAAAUCAAAUUCUCUUCUUAUUUUCCAGGCCAAUCUCUUUGCUCCAUCCGACAAUUCGGUCGUUUUAAUGUGCGGUCCACCACCAAUGAUCAAUUUCGCCUUGACACCAAAUUUAGACAAACUCGCCUAUGAUCCAGCAAAUCGCCUUCUCUUCUAA